This is a messenger RNA of Fopius arisanus, 689 nucleotides long. It is a transcript of the gene ND-ASHI, whose product is annotated as NADH:ubiquinone oxidoreductase subunit ASHI. The transcript is spliced from 4 exons. Gene Ontology annotation, cellular component: mitochondrion. Bases 27 to 557 code for a protein of 176 amino acids. NCBI's taxonomy places the organism in Eukaryota, Metazoa, Arthropoda, Insecta, Hymenoptera, Braconidae. The record is from RefSeq and is a predicted model, not a curated record.
UUUUUCCUGCAGUCGUCGGGGAAAAUAUGGCGUCUCUAAUAAAGCUGAAGAACCUGAUUACCCCGAUAACAUCGAAGAAGCCUGGGAUUUUGUACAAUGUCGUGAGGACAAAGGUUCUGACGAAUGAGGACUGGAAACCUGGACCCUACCCCAAAACCGAGGCAGAGAGAAGAGCAGCUGCUGAGAAAUAUGGCUUGUCCUACGAGGAAUACGAGCCCUAUCCAGAUGAUGGCUGGGGUCAUGGAGAUUAUCCCAAACUUCCCAUGAUCGGAAUGGCCCUGAAGGACCCAUGGUAUCCCUAUGAUUGGCCCGAGGAAAGACGAAAUCACGGGGAAGUGCUCCACGUCGACAGGAACAUCCUUGGAGAAGAGAGUGCUGACUUUGGAGAGAGACCGUACGUCCCGUAUCGUACAGCUACUGCUGUAACGUUAACUGUCAUUGGCUCUCUCUUCGCAGUUCAUUACCUCCUCGAACCCUAUCCUUGCUUCCGACCUGUUCUGGAGAAGCAAAUACCACAGCCUGGAGUCGUGCACUACACGUUCGAGCCAGCUCGUUGAAGAUGAUUCCAUAAAUUAUUUGUAGAGUCGAUAUUGUCAGUGAGGAUAUCAGUUUAAUGAAUAUUAUAAUUGGUUUAACUGUGGAGAAUAAUAAGAGAAUGAAGAAAUAAGAAAAUGUGGAUGAAAUUUGAA